Molecule: messenger RNA, 1662 nt
Organism: Westerdykella ornata
Lineage: Eukaryota; Fungi; Ascomycota; Dothideomycetes; Pleosporales; Sporormiaceae
Exons: 2
Coding region: 1-1662 (553 amino acids)
Source: RefSeq, a predicted model, not a curated record
AUGGACCCAGAGCAGAGAUCCACCUCUAUCCUCUCGUCGAACGCAUCGCCGAAAGUCGCCUGUGGAUACAACUCUGCAGGGCAGCGAUUGGGGCGUCUAAUUCCCGCCUCUGCGCAACACGAUACCAUCCUUAUCGCCUGCGUUCUCAAAGACGACAUUCCAGAGCGGACGCUUUCUAUACUCGAGCCGGCGCCACUCGUUGCUGCGCUAGUCUCUACAGAAACGAUCUUUACCGAUGCCCUCGCUCGACACUCCGCGCGUUCCGCGAACAAUGAUGAUGACUGCGUUCUUGAUUUCUCCAAGACCCUUGGGCCCGUACUCAGGGACCUUCACAUUAUGCGGUAUGCGAGGACAACCGCGUUUCUGUUUCCUCCAUAUUAUCGUGGCGUUAGGUUCAGAAAUCAGGUCAAAUUCACGGCACAUGUCAUGUGGAUUGUUGCAAAACAUGUUCAUAAACGCAUAGCGGGUCGUUGUGACCACGUCUUUGCAAAGGUACUCGUCUGUAAGCUCAUCGCUCGCCUAGUUUCCAACAGGCAACUCUGUAUCCUUCGAAAGUUCCAGCGCAAGGAAGCUAGUGAGAGCGCCGUCUAUUGGAGAGGAUUACGCGGGGGAGCCGGCACGCCGCCGCGUCAUGAAGCAGAACCUGAAGGCAUCAGCAGCUCCCGAUACCUCCCUAGAGAACACCACAAUCACAUCGAGCCUCAUCGGCUUCAAGGACCGCCUCAGCAACCUCAUCAACGAGGGGCUCCAAAAGUGCCUCGGGUACCUCUCCAGAAUGGAAGAGUUCACUAUCCCCAAGCACAGUUCUCGAGGAAAGUUCCACAACACCCACCACGGCAACCUUCCGGCCGGCCGCCGCCCCCGCACAAUGGCAUACACCACUCUCAAGAUUCGUAUGGACCACAGCGCCGGGUACACUUCCAGGAACAACGGCGGACGGAUUCCCUACACCCUGCUCGUCAGCAACCUAGGAAUCUACUUGAAGGCCAAGGUCGAGCCGGGCUCGUCGAACAGCGAGGAGCUUCGCAUGCCCUCCACCCACUCCCUCCCAGUCUAUCCGAUGCCGUGUAUCGUGGCCAGCAGCAAGAUCAGGGACGCUUCACGGGACGGUCGCAGCACCUCUCUCAGCAUGAGCAACUGGUGCGACGCCUACCACAACAGCGCCCAUCGCAGCAACGCCCAACCCAGCAACGCACACCGCAGCAGCACCCACCAGAGCAGCGUCCACAGCAGCGCGGCCCACAGUCGCAGAACCCACCCCAGGGUCCACCACGGCAACGUCUACCGCAACAGCACUUCCCGCAGCAGCGCUCAGAGCGGCGUUUCUCACGCGCACAGCGCCCAUUCCCGCAAUUGUCACCACCAGUGUCAGGUCGGUAUCCGCAGCCGCAGUCAGCUUCGCAGGGAGUCACUCGGCCAGCUUUUGCGCCGGCAGCAUCCGCAGAGGACUUCUCCAAGGAGUUUCAAACUCGCGCACCAACCUGGAGAUUAGAUGCUGGUUCCGAAGAUAUUUUUGCUUCAUAUGAAGGCCUCUCCUCGGAUGAGCCAUCGACACCUAAACCCCCUGACGACUCCCGCACUGGUUUUCGAAAGCGCCUGCGCGCUUUGGAAAGGAAAAUUGCGGGUGACGAGAAGCAAUACAAGGGCCUCCAGGAAUUCUAG